Molecule: messenger RNA, 822 nt
Organism: Prosopis cineraria
Lineage: Eukaryota; Viridiplantae; Streptophyta; Magnoliopsida; Fabales; Fabaceae
Product: aspartic proteinase 36-like
Exons: 4
Biological process (GO): proteolysis
Molecular function (GO): aspartic-type endopeptidase activity
Source: RefSeq, a predicted model, not a curated record
AUACGGCAAUUUGGUGUUCCGGUCCACCACAAGUUCAAAGGCCAGGAAAAUAGUUUGAGUGCAAUGAAAGCUCAUGAUGUUCGUCGUCGAGGUAGAUAUCUCUCUGCGGUGGAUCUGAAACCUUGGCGGCAAGGGCAACCUUCCGAAACAGGGCUGUACUAUACGAAACUUGGGCUCGGGUCUCCUCCAAAGGACUACUACGUGCAAGUUGAUACGGAAGUGACAUCCUAUGGGUUAAUUUGUGUUGACUGCGUGACAUGUCCGAGGACAAGUGAUCUUGGAAUAGAGUUGACACUAUACGACCCUAAGGUCUCCAAGACUUCAGAUUUGGUUUCAUGUGCGGAAGAUUUUUGCUCUGACACAUAUGAUGGUCCAAUUGCUGGUUGCAAGCCUGAUGUGGUCUGUCCAUAUAGUGUAACUUAUGGAGAUGGAAGCUCCACAACUGGGUACUUUGUGAAGGAUUAUCUUACAUUUAACCAGGUCAAUGGUAAUCUUCAUAGUUCUCCAGCAAAUAGCACAGUGAUUUUUGGGUGCGGUGCUAAACAAUCUGGGGCAUUGGGGUCAACUAAUGAAGCUCUGAUGGAAUACUUGGUUUUGGUCAAGCAAAUUCGUCUGUGCUUUCACAACUUGCUGCAUUCUAGGAAGGUGAAAAAAAUAUUUUCACACUGCCUUGACAAUAUUCAUGGAGGUGGAAUCUUUGCCCUAGGGGAAGUGGUGGAGCCAAAAGUCAAUACAACACCUUUGGUUUCUGGACAGUAUGUGUAGUAUGUUGUCUUUUGUUUUUUUUCCCCAUUGCCAUGAAGUUUGAUCAAUAGGAUGUCA